Messenger RNA from Diaporthe batatas, 4189 nucleotides. RefSeq lists its product as uncharacterized. The record is from RefSeq and is a predicted model, not a curated record. Bases 106 to 3984 code for a protein of 1292 amino acids. Gene Ontology annotation, molecular function: protein binding. NCBI's taxonomy places the organism in Eukaryota, Fungi, Ascomycota, Sordariomycetes, Diaporthales, Diaporthaceae. The transcript is spliced from 3 exons.
GCUGCAUGUGGCAAAGUUGAACUAACAAAUGCUCGUUUGGUGUUUUCAUGUCUCGAUCCCAACGCAUAAAUCCCGGGAGUCCCCCUCCUCCGAUUCCCCCGACUGAUGAUCCCUACGCUCCGAUUCCAUCAACUUUUUCCAGUUUGUAGACCAUACACUUAUUGUGAGCAUAACCUGUGGCAGCAUAAUCUCGGAAUACCCCCAAUCCGCAGCAAGCCGUCUUCCCAGUUCGAAAUGGCGUCCUUUGAGCCGGUAUCUGAAGGAGACUGGGAACGACACAAGGAUGUUAUAAAGGAAAUGUACUGCAAGGACAAACGCCCCCUCUUGAAUAGGAAAAAGGAUGGCAAUGAGCCAGGUGUUGUUGAGCUGAUGCGACAGAGACACGGGUUUUCCGCCAGCCCCUCUCAGUACGAGCUGCAGUUCAAGAAAUGGGGGUUCACCAAGAAUCUCAAAAGCAGUGAAUGGGUGGCUCUCAUUGCACAAUAUGACCGACUUCGACAGACUAAGAGCGAUGUGCGGAUCACUAUCUCUGGCUCAGUCCUUAACAAGAACAAGAUUGACAGAGCACGGAGACGCUAUAGGUCUGACCGCAUCGGAAUUCAAGGCGCUGGUUGCAAAGGUGGCUCUCUGCCAGCUUCUCGUCAAGCCCAUGUCGAGUUCCUGGAUGACUCUGGCGAGUGGACAAAAAGCACCGAAUCUGAGGUUGAGACUUCAAGUUCGACUUCUGUGAUACUCCGGAAAAACAGUCACAUUGCGGUAGACGCGAGUCUUGAUGUCAGAACUCGACCUAAGACACCACCGUUAGGCACAGAUCCAUCUCUAUCGCAUUACGAGCAACCAGUGGACCUCGCUCUUUCGUGUCCUGACGCCUUCUCAGGCUAUGAGCCAUUCAGCCCCAUCAUUAACCUCGACGAGAUUCUUACACUUCCCAUCUUCGAUGUGGAUGAUUGUCCUUUCACCAACCUGGCAUCCAGCUCCAGCAACCUCCAUGGCCAGUCCCGGCUCUCAGCGAUCUGUCCCGGCCCCACCGCGAACUCCAUCUCUGCGUCGCAUUCUGAAUCAAGUGACCAACAAAUAGUCCUCGGAAGAGAUGAAACUAUCACAACGAGUCGCUUGGACGGGGCCAGAACUUUGAUAACGUCUUUGGUCCAGCACAGCAGAUCGACAUCGUCCUACACAACGGGUGCACCCACAGAAGCAGAGAUACCAGGCGUGGAAGAGACUAUUGAGAGCUUGGAAUCACUGGUACCAGAAGACGUGACGCCAUCAUCAGUAAACUCUGACUCAACGUUGAGCACCAAGGGUUCCUUCCAAAGCUCAGACCUAUUCAGGACCUUGCUUUACUCGUUCAAGAACAACUUCGCUGGCCUCCGUGAUAUCCCCCGGGCCUCUAUCAUGCAGCUGAUCAGAGACCAUCAUGACAUCCGCAUCCAGUUGUUCGAUAUCAUCAAAGGCGGAGAGCCCUGCGUCGCAAAGCCGCUGGCAGAUAGCUUCUUCCGGGCAGCAGUCGAAGGCAGCGACGCCAACGCCGUCACUACGAUCAUUCACCAUACCAAGUAUAAUCCAAGAAUCGCCAUCAAUCCAGAUGAUGUCGUUUGUAGGUAUGAAGAGGACGAUUAUACACCGAUUGAGCUGGCUUCGAAGUUCCGAAACACGGAACUGGUGCGGACCCUUCUGGCAGCGGGAGCAGAUCCGAACAAAACACACGCAUCGAAUCACGAUGGAGCCCUUGGACUUGCGCUUGGUCGAUGGGACAACGGGAGUCAAUAUCCGUUUCAGCCUUCGCCUCCCGGGGAGCCAGAACCCGUCAACCCCUGUCUUUUGAAGUUGCUCCUUGAUUCCGGCGCUGAAGUCCACAUCGACUUACUCGAGGACGCCAUGCGGCCAGGCCCUGGCCACACGGCAAUCGCCGAGGAGCUACUUUCACGUCUGUCAGCAAGCAGACAUCAGAUGUGCUUCCAGAGCCAAUGGCUCCUCGUCAGUGCCGUCCAUUAUUUGGAGAACAGCAACGUGAAUGGGAUGGUCAGAGCUUUGUUCGCCCACUGUUCCAUGUCACAGGGUUGCGGAAAAUGCGUAUCAGAGAACCCCAUACUGAUUGAGAAACUGCUUUGCCACGCGGCAAGACGAGCGAAUGUGGAUCUUGUCAUGUUUCUCGUGCAGCAUACAUCGCAACUACAAUCGGGUCUGGCCGCAGCCAUCAGGGCUUCCAGUGACGAACUGGUCGAGUUUCUUCUCAAUCAGGGGGCUCGAGUUGGUGACCCUGUGACAUCUUGGCAGGAUUGUAAUUCGGAAUGUUGCCCAGAUUUAUAUGAUGAGUGUGGGUACGAUCGACAAAUAUUGCCGGGCAUUCAGCAUCACAGCCACGACUAUGUGAUCACCCCGAUCAGGACGCCUCUCGCGGAGGGGAUUCGAUCCAGGAAUGACCAUCUGAUCAGAACUGUCGAAAGGCUUGGAGCACAUACUCGACUCUCUGAUAAGCAUCAUUUCCAUGCGGCUGUUGUUGCUGCAGCUGAAGUCGGCAACAUCUCCUACCUGAGAAUGGUACUCGACCAUGCUUGUAAUGACAAUGAGGGAUCGCGUUUGGCGCUCGCCUUAGCAGUUGCCAUCCGGAAUGAGGAAACAGACGCCGCGCUUAUGCUCUUAGAUGCUGGAGCAGACAUGGACGCGUCCAAGCUCAGUCGCAUGCACGGCGAUCCAUUUAUCCUUGCGCUGGAGCGUUUCAACCAACGUGUUGUUGAUUCUAUGCUUGAAUGUGACAUUACAUUGAUGUCUAUUUCUCAUCCUAAUAACAAGUCGGCACUCGAAGCUGCAGCUGCCUGGUGUGACAUCGGCCUGAUUAAGGAUUUGUUGCAAUUGGGCGCGGACCUCAACCUUGGGAUCAAGGCGACACCACUGGGUGCAGCUGUCAAAACCAGGAACAAGAACUUUGUUUCCCAAAUCUUAGACCUUGGAGCUAAACCUGAGGCGGAGCCGCGCGACCCAACUGGAAUAACGCCUCUCCGGGCAGCUAUUGAGAUCGGCGACUACGAAAUUGCUCGAUUGUUGAUUUCUAAAGGCGCCCCAUCAGCUGACAACUGUGCUUUCCUAUAUGUCAUGAGCCAUGAUCCAGUGGGGUACGAAUAUCUUCUAUCUGAGUUCAAAACACAAUAUCCGCACGGCCUCCCUGGGUUUGGUUAUCAACUCCUCGCUCGAGCCAUCGAACUCGAUAGUCGUCCUUUGAUGGAGUCUUUACUCGAGGCAGGGGUAGAUGUGAAUAGCUGGGGACCGAUGUUUGCAAGGAGUUUCCAAUCGAAAGUCUCAGGCGUAAUCAGUUUCGGUCACAGAUCCAGGGUUUUAGGAGUCGCCAUCCAGCAUCGCAAAGCACAGAACUAUGAUCUAAUACGCGAAUUGUUACGCAGAGGCGCCAAUGCUAAUCUGAUAGUAUAUGAAUACAAACACGCCACCGUCUCUGGGUUGAUUUGGUUCCGAAAGACGCCGCUGCAUCUCGCCAUCGAGUCGAAGAAUCUCCAAGUCGCCCGCGUGCUCAUUGAACACGGUGCCGAGAUCAAUCGCCCUGCACGCCGCGGAAUCAAGCAAACACCACUGCAAGCCGCCUGUGAGAUUGGCAGCUAUAGCAUGGUGGAGUUCCUCCUCAAGGAGGGGGCGAGGGUCAAUGACGCAGCGGCCGAGAGACACGGAGGAACAGCCUUGCAGCUGGCGGCGAAAAGUGGGAGUCUCAAGAUAGUCAGGCUCCUGCUCGACAACGGGGCUGAUCUCUUCAUGCCAAAGUCGAAGGUUGGGGGUCGAACGGCUUUUGAGGCGGCGGCUGAGAGUGGUUGCAUCGAUGUUCUUUGCCAGCUCUGGAAUGCCGUCCUCCCUCUUGGAUUCAGUGCCAAGGAAUGCCAAAGUGCGAAGGAGCUUGCUAGGCAGAAGGGUCAUAGGGGCUGUGUUGACUUCAUUGAUUUUCUCGGUGGUGGGUCUUCUCAGCCUUACUUACAAGGAUGAUGUGGUUCAGCUGGUGUUUCGAUGAGAAGGGCAUACUAGUAUCUCUAUCUCUGUUGCAUCACGAAUUUUCUGGGAAACAGAUUGUGCUCAUGAUUUCUGGACCCCUACGUAUCCUACUUUGCGCAUUUUUCCUACGCCAGGCCGGUGGUAACAGCCUGGAUUGCGCAGAUAGCAAAUUCAAUAUAAAUAGAUUCACAUCUACUAA